AUGCAAAUGAACAUUCAAAACGAAGAUGUACACUUGUUUGCCACCAAUGUCAUAGAAAAUGGGAAGCCUAAGGGGAACAUUAAAUAUCUUCCGUGCUCAACAUUUUCUUUAAGCAUGAAUGAGUGGAGGCAGUAUGCAGAUAAUGCGAAGGUUAUUGUAGGAUGGAUUGUUCUUCAAUUUCUUCCUCAGUUCACGUUUUUCAAAGGCAUUGUUCCAGAGCGUAUAUUGCAUGUUCACAGUAAGGAAAUGGAACAGCAAUCAAGCAUUGUUAGUCUGCCUAUUAUUAAUGCCAAUGAGGCAAAAUAUGAAGAUUGCGUUUCCAUACUUCGUACAUACAAGAAAUGGAUUGCUGAAAUUUAUUUUAAGACUGGUUUGCUUCAAGAAAUUCCUCAAGUAGAUAAUCCACCAGUACCUGCUGGACCCGCAGCCCCUGGUCAGACCCAUGCCCAUCAACAGCCAACAUGA
Molecule: messenger RNA, 465 nt
Organism: Paramuricea clavata
Lineage: Eukaryota; Metazoa; Cnidaria; Anthozoa; Malacalcyonacea; Plexauridae
Source: the annotation of a GenBank genome assembly